Messenger RNA from Poeciliopsis prolifica (blackstripe livebearer), 2220 nucleotides. It is a transcript of the gene timm17b, whose product is annotated as translocase of inner mitochondrial membrane 17 homolog B (yeast). NCBI's taxonomy places the organism in Eukaryota, Metazoa, Chordata, Actinopteri, Cyprinodontiformes, Poeciliidae. Gene Ontology annotation, biological process: protein import into mitochondrial matrix. Gene Ontology annotation, cellular component: mitochondrial inner membrane; TIM23 mitochondrial import inner membrane translocase complex. The transcript is spliced from 6 exons. Gene Ontology annotation, molecular function: transmembrane protein transporter activity. The coding region runs from base 94 to 606 and encodes 170 amino acids. The record is from RefSeq and is a predicted model, not a curated record.
CCACGCCCCCAACUCAACGGUUACACUCGCACACGAAAAUGUCUGAAAACACAUGCGCACUUUUAAGGACGCACAUCUUUAUAAAGCAUUAAUAUGCCGCAGGUGUAUUCUAAAUGCCCCUGGAGGAUAGUGGAUGACUGUGGAGGGGCUUUCACCAUGGGUGCAAUCGGUGGAGGAGUAUUCCAAGCAGUGAAGGGCUUUCGAAAUGCUCCGGCUGGUAUUGGACACAGACUCAGAGGAAGCGUAAAUGCUGUGAGAGUAAGAGCUCCUCAGAUUGGAGGUAGCUUUGCUGUCUGGGGAGGCCUUUUCUCCACAAUCGACUGUGGUUUAGUUCGCCUGAGAGGAAAGGAGGAUCCGUGGAAUUCCAUCACAAGUGGCGCCCUGACCGGCGCCAUCCUGGCAGCACGCAGCGGUCCGCUAACGAUGAUGGGAUCUGCAAUGAUGGGGGGAAUCCUGCUCGCGCUCAUUGAGGGCUUUGGUAUUCUCCUGACUAGAUACACAGCACAGCAGUUUCAAAACCCUUUGCCGUUUACGGAAGACCCCAGUCAGCUCCCUCCAAAGGACGGAGAGCAGCAGGAGCAGAAAACUAAGGGAUUGUUCCACUAGAUACCUUCUGCGGACACAGUGAGUCCUACCACAGGGUAAUGGAGCCACAUCACUGCUAAGAGGACUUUGAAAAGUAGAUGCACUUUGUUGAAAUACCUCAGGGUGAAAUGUUGUGAUUUAGUAUUUAAGAAUGAAUUUUGACAUGUAAGAAUCCUUCAGAUGAACAUUAUGUUGUCUUCUUGAGAACGUUUUGUUUGUUUUGUGUCAUUCCUGUAGUCUCUUCUCCUUAUGGAUUUAUUUAUGUGACAUAUAUUUAUGCUAGAAAUAUUACAUCUUUUUUGAAUUACUGAGCGUUCUCCAACUGAUUUCAUUACGAUCCAGUUUUUAGUACAUUUAUAGAGCUGACCUAUUACUAAGAAAUAUUUUACAGAUUAUCUGGAAAAAUAAAGUAGUAGCCUUUUUUUUAUUCAAGCAAAUACUGUGAAAGAUUUACAUUUACAACUUUCUGGCAUUUCACUAAGAAGCUUGUUCAAUAAUAUUCAAACAAACUUCACAGGAAAUUGGUUUGGAAAAUGCCAAAACAUUCUGCUGAGCGUUUUAUUUCUGCAGCUCAUGUUUCCAAAGGUCUGUGCUAAAUCUGGAGCGAGCAAUCAGUGAGCUCCUCACACGAACUGCUCACGCUUUAAACCGGAUCCGUUAACAUUUACAUUAAUGAGCUGAUGUUAAUGGAGAAAAGUAUUCAUACCUUUUUUCUACAUUUUGUCAUGUUACAAACUUUAAUGCUAUUCUUUUUUAAAAGUAGGCUGAAACAAUCUUGCAUCACAUCAAACCAACACUUCUUUACUUCAGCAUUAAGGCCACAAUAAGAAAAUAUAAAAACUAAAAUUACGAGAAUAAAGUAAUAUUAUGAGGACGAUGUUGGUAUUACGCAAAUAAAGUCUCAUAGUAUUAUUUUAUUAUUUUACUUUAUCUUCAUAAUAUUUUGAAAUUAUUCUCAGAAUGUUAAUCUAUUCUUGCAAUAUUGUGACUUUAUUGUCAUAGUAGUAUAACUUUAUUCUCAUAAUUAAAUUUUUCCAUUUUAAAUUUUUCCUCACUAAGGCCCAGAUAUUUUCUCGUACCUCUUAGAUAAUUUUUUUACUUACAAAGAAAAAGAUAAAGGCAUUUUUCCUUUUCCUUCUACUUCACAUAUAUUCACUGGUAUAUGUUUGACUAUCACUUAAAAUCCUCAUAAAUUAGGUUUGUAACAAAACAAAAAAGGAAAAGGUCAAAAGGGUAUAGAUACUUUAACGUUACGCUGCAUGUGAGGGAUUUAAAACAAAUCAAGUAAUCAAAUUUAUGAACUGAUUUAAGCACCAAAUUUAGUGUUUUGUGACUUCACAGGUUUUUGUUUUGUUUUCUGUAUAUAAAUGUCAGCUGUCAAUGCUAAUGAACGCCUGUGUUUAAUUAUGCCAGCAUCAUUUCACUCUGCGCAGUGAAACAUCUUAUUGCAAUAUGGAAAAAUCAAUAUUGGUGUUUCUUAAAGCAGGUUAGUUAAACGGCCGUUUUAUCCGUCAACCAACCCAGUGAUUUUAUCUAACAAGGGCCAAAACAAUGAAAUGUUUCACAUGUAAACUCUGUAUAGAAAGAUUGUUUAUUUUAUCAGAAUAUAUUUAUUGUGUAAAAAUUCAAUAAAGA